Molecule: messenger RNA, 1398 nt
Organism: Odocoileus virginianus texanus
Lineage: Eukaryota; Metazoa; Chordata; Mammalia; Artiodactyla; Cervidae
Gene: GJC3
Product: gap junction protein gamma 3
Biological process (GO): cell-cell signaling
Cellular component (GO): connexin complex
Molecular function (GO): gap junction channel activity
Source: RefSeq, a predicted model, not a curated record
CCUCUGCUGUGGGUGCUUUGGCUCGAAGCUGCCAGGAUGUGCGGCAGCUUCCUGAGGCGGGUGGCCGCGGAGGAGAGCCGGCACCCCACCCCUGUGGGCCGCCUCCUGCUCCCCGCGCUCCUGGGGCUCCGCCUGGUGCUGCUGGCCGCCGGCGGGCCGGGGGUCUUCGGCGGCGGCGAGGAGCAGAGCGAGUUCGUGUGCCACACCCAGCAGGCGGGCUGCAAGACCGUGUGCUACGACGCCUUCCACCCCCUCUCCCCGCUGCGCUUCUGGGCCUUCCAGGUCACGCUGGUGGCUGUGCCCAGCGCCCUCUACGUGGGUUUCAUUCUGUAUCACGUCAUCUGGCGCUGGGAGGCAUCGGAAAAGGGGAAGACGGGAGAGGAGACGCUGGGCGGCCAAGCGGAGAAGGGCGGAGAGGCCGCGGGCGCCGGCAGCUCCAGGCUGCUCUGGGCCUACGUGGCACAGCUGGGGGUGCGACUGGCCCUUGAGGGGGCAGCCUUGGGGGGGCAGUACCACCUGUUCGGGUUCACGAUGCCCACCUCCUUUGUGUGUCGUCUGGAGCCCUGCCUUGGCAGUACCAACUGUUACCUCUCCCGCCCCUCUGAGAAGACCAUCUUCUUGAAGACCAUGUUUGGGGUCACGGGGCUCUGUCUCUUGUUCACGCUUUUGGAGCUUGUCCUCCUGGGCCUGGGGAGAUGGUGGAGGGUCUGGAGGCACAAAUCCCCGUCUUCUAAUUACUCCCCGACUUCAGAGAGUGUCAAAAGACGCAAGGCACCAACAGAUAACUUCCCAGUGGUGGAAAUAAGAGAACGGCCUGGAGAAGCAGGUGAGAGGGGCUCUGAGGUCCCUCCUUCUGCCUGCCCCUGAUGUAUGGGUCCUGAAGAUCCCCCACGGUGGGUCCCUCACCCUCUGGGGAGCACAACGCCCCCACUCUAUCAAGCAGAAAAGCAGGUUCUCAGCAAAUGUGUUCUGACCACCCAACAGCUGGAUGGUUCCUUCCAAUGAAUCAGGGCCAGAGUGCUCAGCCCAUUUUACCUCCUGCCUUUCCGUUAGGUCUCUUCCCAUUUAGAAAAAGUCUCAGCUUUUGCAGAGUUAUGAAGACACCUGGCUCCGCUAUGAAGGAAACCCAGUGAUCAGCUCUUGGCCCAGACAUCCAGUGAGUGGGGGUUUAUCUCCAUGGCAAAUGAAAGGGUGUGGUUGUGAAUCCAAGAGCCAUGGUGGCGGGGCGUGGGACCUGGUGUCCGAAGCUUUUCCUUGGAGAGUCCUGUCAUGCCUUCUCACCAGAAUUCCCUGGUGUCAGCAUCACAGCUUUCACAAGCUUGUUUGCAGAGCUGGCCAGCAGAAGCCUCCCUAAAACAGUGCCUUUCCCUGCCCUGCACAUUAAAUACUGACCACCGA